AUGGGGAGGCGGGCGGCCGACUAUCGGCGCCCUUCGAAGGAGAUCUCGCAUUGGAUCUGGUUUCUUCUUGGCUCCUUCUCUGUUGCGGGGCUGGUCUUGUUCGUGGUUCACCAUAAUCACCAGGAAGAUCGGAUUGACCACCCGCUGCUGGUAAAGCCUAUGGACAAUGUUGUUCCCGAGCGUUUAAAUUUUACCGAAGAGAUACUGAGUGUCACCUCGUUUUCUAGACAGUUGGCGGAGCAAAUGACACUUGCCAAGGCUUAUGUUAUCAUUGCCAAGGAGCACAACAACCUUCACCUUGCAUGGGAACUGAGCACAAAGAUUAGAAGUUGCCAGCUUUUGCUUUCAAAAGCAGCCAUGAGAGGACAGCCUAUUACGCUAGAUGAAGCACGGCCAAUAAUAAGUAGCCUGUCAUCUCUAAUAUAUAAAGCACAAGAUGCACAUUACGACAUUGCUACCACCAUAAUGACGAUGAAAUCUCAUAUUCAAGCCCUUGAAGAGCGUGCAAAUGCAGCAACUUUUCAGAGUACAGUGUUUGGACAAAUGGUGGCUGAAGAACUACCAAAGAGUCUCAAUUGCUUAAUGGUUAAGCUCACCGCUGAUUGGCACAGGAAGCUUCCCUUACAUGAACUGGCAGAUGAGAAAAAAAACUCUCCUCGACUAGUGGACAACAAUCUCUACCAUUUCUGUAUCUUUUCGGAUAACAUACUGGCUACUUCAGUUGUUGUAAACUCUACCAUCUCCAAUGCUGAUCAUCCAAAACAGAUUGUCUUCCAUAUUGUCACCAGUGAAGUCAGCUAUGGAGCUAUGCAGGCGUGGUUCCUUAGUAAUGACUUCAAAGGAUCUAUUGUGGAAGUGCAGAACAUAGAGGAAUUUUCUUGGUUGAAUGCUUCGUAUUCUCCCAUUGUGAAGCAGCUCCUUAACACAGGUUCACAGGAUUACUAUUUUGGGGAGAAUCAAGAUUUGAAGGUUGAACCAAAAUUCCGGAACCCAAAGUAUUUGUCUUUGUUGAAUCACCUUCGGUUUUAUAUCCCUGAAAUCUAUCCACAGCUAGAGAAGAUAGUAUUUCUCGAUGAUGAUGUUGUGGUUCAGAAGGAUCUGACACCACUUUUUUCGCUGGAUUUGCAUGGUAACGUGAAUGGAGCAGUGGAAACAUGCCUUGAAGCAUUCCAUCGAUAUUACAAGUAUCUCAAUUUCUCAAACUCACUCAUUAGCUCAAAGUUUGACCCACAGGCAUGUGGAUGGGCAUUUGGGAUGAAUGUCUUUGAUUUGAUUACAUGGAGGAAAGCCAACGUGACCGCACGGUAUCAUUACUGGCAAGAGCAGAAUACUGAUCGGACACUGUGGAAGCUUGGAACUCUUCCUGCUGGUCUUCUAGCAUUUUACGGACUCACAGAACCACUUGACCGGAGAUGGCAUGUCUUAGGAUUGGGCUACGAUGUGAACAUUGACAACCGUUUGAUCGAGAGUGCUGCAGUUAUUCACUUCAAUGGGAACAUGAAGCCUUGGCUGAAAUUGGGUAUUGGCAGGUAUAAAUCUCUAUGGAAAAGAUACUUAAAUCAAAGCCACCCAUAUCUCCAACACUGUGUCACAAGUUAAAAUUUUUGCUACUUCUUGAUUUUACCCGUAAUUUAUGCGAUCGCCAUUGUUUUUAAACACUAUUUAUGAUCGCGGAUUAUUGUAGAGUAAGAAGUAGAAAAUUUUGGCUUUUUUAGGAGUUUUUAUUUUGAUUUUUCCAAAUAUUUUCUUUGAUCAUAGUGUUAAAAAAGAAAGAAUGAUUUUUAUACAUUAGAAAGUUUGAGAUGUUAGAAGGAGAAAGAUCUGGGGGAUUCAUUUUUGACUGAUGGUUUUUUCUCCUUAUCCCCUAUUGGAAACUGUAGAAUUAUUUGUUCUUUACCAAUUCUUGUAAUAAUCUCUCUUCAUUUUGGAUCAUGUUGUAAUUGAACCAAGAUAUUGCCUUUUAGUCUUCUUC
This is a messenger RNA of Carica papaya (papaya), 1972 nucleotides long. NCBI's taxonomy places the organism in Eukaryota, Viridiplantae, Streptophyta, Magnoliopsida, Brassicales, Caricaceae. The record is from RefSeq and is a predicted model, not a curated record.